Molecule: messenger RNA, 3671 nt
Organism: Nasonia vitripennis (jewel wasp)
Lineage: Eukaryota; Metazoa; Arthropoda; Insecta; Hymenoptera; Pteromalidae
Product: pyruvate dehydrogenase phosphatase regulatory subunit, mitochondrial
Exons: 11
Coding region: 290-2995 (901 amino acids)
Cellular component (GO): mitochondrion; cytoplasm; mitochondrial matrix
Molecular function (GO): oxidoreductase activity; protein binding
Source: RefSeq, a predicted model, not a curated record
AGCAGACGAAUGCAUUGCUUUCGAUCAUUCCAGCAGCUGGUUUUAUAAAUAGAAAGUGACUUUAUAAAUAGAAAAGCACACGCUGUGACACUCGAGUCUUAAGAAUUAACGAAAAAAAUUAUGAUAAUUCAUAAACUGAGCUGCAUCACGAGUGAAGCGUUGUAUACUUUAUCAAAUUCGCAGUAGAACAUUCUUAUUAUCACUGAAAGUCGCGAACGCCGAUCUCAUCUCUUCAUUAAGCCGAAAACUUACUCAAAAUAACAACAAAGUUAAUUAAUAGUCCAUUUUAAUGUUACGUCAAUGCUGUACAAAGCGUAUUUUAUCUUUCGAACAACAACGAUUGCUCUCGACAACCCUAACCUGUAACAACAACGACGAGGGACGUAUACACAGUGGUCUUACCUCAGGAGAGUUCACCUUCAACUAUGAAUCUCAAGAUCCAAUGGAAACUCUGCCAUCGCAGUCCCAAAUUGUCAUUGCUGGAGCAGGUACGGUGGCUAAUUCCGUAGCGUACCAUUUGACACUGAAGGGUUGGAACGAUGUUCUUGUCCUGGAGCAAAACAAGAUUGGAGCUGGUAGUUCUCACUUUGGUUCAGGGACGCUAGGACUAUUUAAGCCAAUUGCUCACAGAAAUCUAAUAUCAUACAGCAUCAAGCUUUAUCGACAGCUGCAGGAGAUGGGGUAUGAGAUAGGGUUGAGACAGUGUGGCAGUAUCAAUCUAGCUCAGACCAAAGACAGGAUGAUCGCUUUGAGAAGAAGGAUGGCUUACAAUGUGCCUACAGGACUUCACUGUGAGAUCCUGGGCAAAGAAGAGCUGAAAAGGAUGCAUCCAUUUUUACAUUUAGAUGACAUCGAAGGUGCUGUUUGGGUACCUGAAGAUGCAGUAGCCGACUCAGUUGCAAUAUGCGAAGUGCUGGCCAACCUGGCAAAGCAAGGAGGUGUUCGCUACAUCGAACACUGCAGAAUUGAGAAAGUUCUCACAGAAAAAGGAGCCGUCAAGAGAGUUAAGACUAACAAAGGAUAUGUUGACUGUCAAUAUUUUGUAAACUGUGCAGGAAUGUGGGCUAGAGACUUAGGACUACGCUGUGAUCCUCCUGUAAAAAUACCUGCUUAUCCAGCAGAGCACUACUACGCAGUGGCAGCUCCACCUUCUAUGGUUACAAGUCUAAACCUUCCAUGUGUCAGAGAUUUCGAUUCCUACUCUUACAUGCGUGAAUGGCAGGGUGGAAUUUUGGCAGGCUGGUUUGAGCCAGAAGCCAAGCCAGCAUUCGAGGGCAGCCAGAUCCCCAAUUCCAACUGGAAGCAACACCUGAAGGUCGAUUCUAAUCACUGGCGACCGCUUUGGGACAAAAUCGUGCACAGGAUGCCAAUUCUGAAAGAAGUGAAAAAGCCUUUUGUCUACAACUGUCCUGACAAUUUCACACCCGAUGGCCGAUGGAUCAUGGGUGAGACCUCCGACGUCAAGAACUACUACGUCGCCGUUGGAAUGAACGGAAAUUCCCUUCAAGGGGCUGGAGGUAUAGGUAAGGAAAUAGCCGAAUGGCUAAUCCAGAGCGAGUCUACCCAGGAACUCUUACCUUUCAACGUCCAACGUUUCAUGGAUCUCCACACAAACAGGCAAUAUCUGCAGCAGAGAAUCAGAGAAGUCGUCGGACGCAACUAUGCGAUUUUGUAUCCGCAUCAGUGCGAGUACAGGUACGCGAGAAAACUUCGCUGCUCACCACUUUACUCAGUGCAGGAGAAACGAGGUGCUAUAUUCGGAAUUAAGAUGGCUUAUGAGAGACCUUUGUACUUUGAUUCGACCUAUCGAGGCCGACUGAAGAAACCAGUGAUGCCUCCAGGAAGCUUCUACAAGCCAAAGUUCUUUGAUUUUAUGAAAGAAGAGUUCCAGGCUUGUCGCGAAGGCGUCGGAUUAAUCGACAUGAGCUCCUUCUCGAAAAUAGAGAUCACGUCGGUGGGCUUAGAAGUGGUCGACUACCUCCAAAAGCUCUGUUCUAACGAUGUGAACUUGGCUAUCGGCGGCAUAACUCAUACGGGUAUGCAAAAUGAAAGGGGUGGAUAUGAGAACGACUGCAUGCUGGUUCGAAAAGCUGAGAACAGCUACUUCAUGGUGUCCCCGACGAUGCAGCAGACGCGGAUAUAUCAGUGGAUGUCGAGGCAUCUACCAGCUGAUCACUCAGUGGGCUUGAACGACGUUACCUCCAAGUACACCGUGGUCAACGUUAUUGGACCAAAGGCUACGCAGUUGCUUUCCGAGCUUUCGCAUUCCGACCUGAAGCUUUCAUCCUUCACUUACAAAACGUGCAACGUGGGCUACGCGUCAGACGUAAUGGUGAUGGCGUUCACACACACUGGUGAACCUGGCUACUGUCUCUACAUACCUUCGGAAUAUGCUCUCCACGUCUACGGUACUCUGAUGGAGGUAGGCCGUGACUACGGUGUCCACAACGUCGGGGUACUCACUCAACGCUUCAUGAGACUCGAGAGAUUCAUACCCUUUUGGGCGGAGGAACUCACGCCCUUCGUCACGCCUUACGAGGCUAAUAGCGCUUACAGGAUCAAUCUUGAUAAGGAGUACUUCAUUGGAAAGUAUGCCUUGCAACGUCAGAAAGAACGAGGCGUAACGAAAAGACUGGUCCUCUUCGUUAUAAACAAUCUUGAUCUCAACAAAGAUGUCUGGGCUUGGGGUGGAGAGCCUCUCUACAGAAACGGAGAAUUCGUUGGAACUGUUACAUCUGCUGGACACGGAUUUAACAUAGGGAAGUUGAUUUGCCUCGGUUUUAUCGGACAUCCCGGUUACUACAAUUCGCAGGACGAGAACCGAGUCGUUACGAAUGAGUUCAUCACGGACUCAUCGGCGGUUUACGAAAUCGAUAUUGCGGGACAUCGGUUUCCACUAACGCCGCACAUUCACUCGCUUUCUUUUACGAGCAACAAGAGUAAAAAGUACAUACCGACUCCUGUGAUGUCGUACAAGAGUGACAUCUCGCAUUGAUUAGGUUUUUGCCAAUUUAUAGGCUUAUUUGCGCACUUAAUGAUUUCUCAUGGUAACUGAUCUAGUCGUGACUUGAAGACUUGAUAAUUUAUUUAGAUUAAGGAAAAUCUAACAACGAUCAACAAUAAUAUAAUGAACUUCUGCAACUUUCAAUAUUUUUGUAAAACGGUUGUGAAAGUAUGUGGAUGUCGAAAUAACUCUAAUUCAAGAACAAAGAAUAGUCAUUUUCGGAUCAUUGAUUGAUUGUACUAUAGUGAUACAACGAACCAAACUAAUAUCCAAUUAACAAUAAUUAGCAUGUAAUGUGGUUACUGAAAGCAUAAUGUAUGUUUAAAUAGUCAAUUACCAUUCAAACUCCUAUUUUAGAAUAUUUAACUAAAAUUAGACUUCAAUAAAUUGGUAAUUUUGUACAUGUAUAUAUAACAUGGAAAUCUAACAAAAAUAUAUUACAAGUUUUGCACAACAUAUGGCAUAUAUUUAUUUAAAAAAACCUUACAGUAUAUACCUUAUGCAUCCUUUUUGUUGCUUGCCACAUAGACCAUUGUAAAGAUCUUUUAAAAAUGUGCUGUGAGUAAAAGCAAGACCAGAGUGUAGAAACUUAAUCUUAACAUAUACAAAUACACAAUUUACUUCUUUUUAGCUUCUUUUAUUACUACUGCUGAAGUUUUCAAAAAGA